This is a messenger RNA of Chiloscyllium plagiosum (whitespotted bambooshark), 3286 nucleotides long. Its product is annotated as G protein-coupled receptor 161-like. Gene Ontology annotation, cellular component: membrane. The record is from RefSeq and is a predicted model, not a curated record. Lineage: Eukaryota; Metazoa; Chordata; Chondrichthyes; Orectolobiformes; Hemiscylliidae. Gene Ontology annotation, biological process: G protein-coupled receptor signaling pathway. Gene Ontology annotation, molecular function: G protein-coupled receptor activity.
UUGCUGAGCUGAUGUCAGCCCACUUCCUCCGUCCGGAACAGAAAGCGUGUCAUUUCAUAUCAACAAACAGCAGCCUGCCUCUCACAGACUGCAAACCAACACUGGAAUAGGAAAACUAUUCCUGAAUAAAAUACCCAUUUCACAGGCUCAGUGUGUUCACCAGAUCCCUGCACUUUACAUAGUGACGGAUUCUCUCUCUCCAAGCAAACCGAGGGUGAAGUGGGAUUGUCCAAAGCUAGUUUGAUAAAGGAGCCAUGGGACAGAGACAGGAAACUCGCCACUUCCUUCAAUGGGAGCGGUGGAGUUUAACUCAGCCUCAGUGAAACAGACGCCUGCAUCUUCAAACAGAAUGUCUGCACUUUGAGGAAGACGACAGAGGCAGAGGUGAGAGUCCCAGCGAGAAACCCGAGGCAAAACGUGGAGCAGAGAUUCCCCUAAAACCCAAGUGAAGGUGAACUUCGUGUUUCUGACAGUGUGGGAGAUCCCAGUUGUUGUGAAGUGGAGUCAGUGACGUUGAGCUGGAGCCAAUUGUCUCCCGAGGCUGGUCAUCGGCUGCUGGAACUAAGCUGCAGGAUCAGCGGGACCAUCUGAAAUCACUGACUGGUGACCAGUGACUGGUGACUGGGACCUGGUGCCUGGAGGGGUGGGAGGAAUCCCUUCAAGAACUGCAUUGUUCACUGAGUGAGGUUCGGAAGGAAAAGGAGAGACUGAGCUCAGCGUUUCUCACCAGCUGCCCCACAGAAUUUCAUAGCCAAUGAAGCGUAAUCACUGUCGUAAUGAAGGAAAUAGAGCACAGCAAGAUCCCACCAACAGCAAUGCGAUAAUGACCAGAAAAUCGUUUCCUUUUGUGUGAUGUUAACCGAGGGAUCAAUAUUGGCCGGGACAGUGGGCAGAGAUUCCCUGCUCCUCUUUCAGAUGAUGCCAUGUUACCAUUUGCUACACUGAGAGCUGAGCAGUCAGUUAGAGCCUUGGAUUAACCUCGUGUCCACAGGGCUGCCCCUCCGAUAAUGCAGCACUCGCUCAGAGCUGCCCUGCAGUGUCAGCUUUAAUCUCUAUGUUCAGACCCUGAUAUGGUAUUUGAAUCUGGAAUGUCGUGAUUCUGAGGGAGGUUUGUGGGCAGUAAGCUUUUCUGUCUCCAUCCUACAGUUAGUUAUUUGCAAAAGGUUACAGCUGACCAACUCAUUCCACUGGGAAAGGAUGAAGGUAACUCCAACGGAAUGACUGUGUGUUACUCUCUCUACAAGUGAAGCUGACGAUUAUGACUUGAGCCCCAAGGUUACUGGGAAUCAGGGAGCUGACUGAAUUCAUGAAAGUACUAGUUUUGAAUUGAAUACUCCCAGUGACAUUAAAGAUGAGCAAUCUUCACAGUGGGAUCCCAUCAGGGUUUGGAUCCAACAGCAGUGGACAACCUCGACCAUUAUUGGCAGAAACCGCCACCCAGGCAAUUCUCUAUCUACUCAUCCUAAUCAUUGGCCUUCCGUUGAACACCCUGGUCCUGCUGUUGGUCUACAAGUGUCGAGCGUUGAGGAGCAUCACCAAUGCAUUUGUGACCUCCCUGGCCCUGGCUGAUUUUCUGAUCACUCUUUUAGGCCUGCCUGUCAUUGUCAUAGCAACCAUUGCCCAGAGUUGGCCUUUUGGUGGGACAUUUUGCCAAAUCUCGGGCUUCCUAACCUUCUCAUUGAGGAACGUCUCCAUCCUGUCGGUGGCUGGCAUUGCAGUGGACAGAUAUUAUGUAAUUGCGAGGCCCUUCAUCCUCACCAUAACCCGGGACAGAGCUCUCAAGACGAUUGUCUUCCUGUGGUGGAGUGGGCUGCUCUGUGGAAUCCCACCACUCUUUGGCAUUGGGCUCUAUAAGUUUUCUCCCACCAGGUAUUUGUGUGACUUCAGUUGGCCUGAUGGAGGAUCCAGUCUGGCGUAUGGGAUCUACCUCUUCAUUUGGAUCUACCUGACCUCUUUGCUAAUAGUCACCAUCUCCUAUUACUUAAUCUACCAGGUCACCCGUGACCACAUGAAGUAUAAAGCCCAGCGUCUCGCCAGCAGCCUGUCCCCUGGGUCAGGAGACGGCUCCAUUCCCAGUGAACUGAAGUCUUUCAGGCUGUUGCAGGCAAGUCUUUCAAGGAAGUGGGCGAGCUUCAUGUCUUCCAGUUCGACGUUUAAUCUGAACGCCAGCAGCCCUUCCGAUGUAGCGAUGGAGUCCAAGACAGCGAAAACCAUAGUUGCUGUGAUAACAACCUGCCUGGUUACCUGGCUUCCCUACUUCGUUCUGAACUUUCACUGCAGCUCCCUGUCGGACAGUAAACCUCCCAGAAUGCUGGACUUCCUGGCCACUUGGCUGACCUUUGUGAACUGUGCUCUGAAUCCCGUCCUCUACGCUCUCCUGAACCGCCAGUUCAGGCACUGUCUCAGGGAGAACAUGCGCCUCUGGUUUCGACUCUCCGCUCAACAAGCUUCGGAAGAUGCCCCAAGGCUGGCUGGCACCACCCACAACGGGGGCAUCGCCAGAAGCCAGGCUGAUGUUGGCGAUGGCUCAGCCCCUUUCUCCACUCGUCGAGAUUUGCCAAAGCCAGCAUCCCGAGUGUUCCCUGUGGAUUCCUCACUCUUCAGGAAUCCUCUGGUGAGGCCACGAUCAGCAUCCUUCCAGCAGAGAACAGUUCCUGCUCAGAGGCAUAACAGUCAUGCAGCACUGUGAGGCUGAGUCCAAUACCAACCUGAUCCUGCAAAUGGUCACUGAGCCUUGGCAAUGGACUGGAAUCCCUGGGAAUGGUCAGUGAGCCCUGGCAACAGAAUGGAAUCUCUGAGAAUGGUCACUCAGCGUUCAUAGUGAUCAGUGACUUCUCUCCCCAGUGGCAAAUGUCACUGACCAAUGGCCAGUGACCAUCCAGUAAUGGGCAUUGAUCACCAACAAUGAGCAUUAAUCACCAGUAAUGAGCAUUGACUAUCAAUAAUGGGCAUUGAUUGCCAACAAUGGGCAUUAAUCUCCAACAAUGGGUAUUGAUCAUCAAUAAUGGGCAUUGCUCAUUAAUAAUGGGCAUUGAUCACCAGCAAUACACCAACCAGCAAUUGGUUUUCUGAUAUUGAAACACUGGGAUCAUUUUAAUUGACAGGUAACAGGAGAUUAUCUGUAUGUGAAAAUACAACAAGACCUCACCAACCAGGACAUGUCCAAGUCAGAAAGGGAAUGGCCUAGAAUUCCAACAGAUUGUUCACUGCUGUAUCUGAACUGUUUCCCAGUGGCUGCGGUUAAGACAUUAUUUCUAAUCUGAUAGUUCAAUCCUCCUGAAAGAAA